UUAUUGCAUCCACUUGCACUAAGACAUUUGGGACCACUUGUUUCCGCGGGACAGACCCCGUCCAAAAAUUCAUCUCUUUGUCGAGAACUCAAAUUUUGGCAUCAUUGAGUUUUCGCAUUUUUUUUUUUUAAUUUUUCCUCUUUUAUAAAUAAAAAAAAAAAUUUUUGUUCAAAAUGCUUAUCAAAAGUCUUUUUCUUAUUUUGAGUUUGUCAGCUAUUUCAAUUUUUGCUGAGGAAAUACCGGAAUUUUUAAAGAUAUGCAAAAGAAAUGAUCCUCACUUUGAGUUGUGUGUGAAAAAAAGUGUGGAAGCCCUCUUACCAUAUAUGAAGACGGGAGUUCCAGAAUACAAUAUUCCAAGUUUAGAGCCACUUUUUUUAAAAGAGUUGUCAGCUUCUCAGGGUACCGGUCUGAAAAUAGCUGCUAAAAAUGUCAAAGUAUUUGGAGCAAGUGGAUUCAAGAUCAAAAAAUUAAAGGUAGACACAAAUGAAUUUCGAAUAGGCGUCGAUUUGGAACUACCGCGUUUACAAAUUGAAGGACAAUAUAAUAUAAAUGGUCGAAUUUUAUUACUUCCUAUUCAUGGGGUAGGACCAAUGAGGGUUAAUGUUACGGAUGUUGGUGCAGUUGUUAGAAUUAAAACAAACCUUUAUACAAAUCCAACAACUGGUUUAGAUCACAUUAGAAUAUCUGAAUUUCGUCUAAAGGUGUCAAUUAGUAAAGGAAAUAUUGAGCUUGACAAUCUUUUUGGCGGUGAUCCAAUGCUUGGUGAAGUUGUUAAUAAUGCAAUCAACAACAAUUUUGAAUCAUUUAUAAGAGAGUUACAACCACUAAUUGAAAAAGCAUUAUCCGAAGCCCUUCUUGAAAUAUCAAACAGUAUAGUCAGGCCGUUCACAUUUAAACAACUCUUCCCGGAUAAUUAAUGUACUAUCUAUAAUUACUAUAUACACAUCCAACAAAAUGAUUUUUUACUAUAAAAGUGUAUUUCAAAAAUACAUUAACAUUUCUCAUAGGAAUUCCGAUCAGCAUAUUAUAAUAUACAAUCGAAUGGAAAAAUAUAUAUAUAUAUAAGUAAAAUUUUCAUGAAAAAUUCUUUAAUUCGAUGUUUUAAUAAAAAUGAUAAAUCUAAAAAUAAAAUGGAUAGGAAAAUUCUUGUGCAAUCAGACUUUGUAUUUUUGUAAAACUCAUAAUAUUAUGUUCAGUGUAAUGUAAAGUUAACGUUAAUUCUCAUUAAAUGAAAUAUUAAGAAAGCAA
Molecule: messenger RNA, 1248 nt
Organism: Leptopilina heterotoma
Lineage: Eukaryota; Metazoa; Arthropoda; Insecta; Hymenoptera; Figitidae
Product: circadian clock-controlled protein daywake-like
Exons: 3
Coding region: 174-917 (247 amino acids)
Source: RefSeq, a predicted model, not a curated record